Molecule: messenger RNA, 897 nt
Organism: Acinonyx jubatus (cheetah)
Lineage: Eukaryota; Metazoa; Chordata; Mammalia; Carnivora; Felidae
Product: olfactory receptor 5AP2
Exons: 1
Coding region: 1-897 (298 amino acids)
Biological process (GO): sensory perception of smell; G protein-coupled receptor signaling pathway
Cellular component (GO): membrane
Molecular function (GO): odorant binding; olfactory receptor activity; G protein-coupled receptor activity
Source: RefSeq, a predicted model, not a curated record
AUGAGAAGAUAUAUGAAAGAGGUCCAAGGACGAAAUCAAACAGAAGUGACAGAAUUUAUCCUCUUAGGACUCUCAGACAACUCAGAUCUACAGAGUGUCCUCUUUGGAUUGUUUCUGUUAAUCUAUAUGGCAACCAUGGUGGGUAAUUUAGGGAUGAUGGUGUUAAUUAAGAUGGAUCCUUGUCUCCACACGCCAAUGUACCUCUUUCUCAGCAGCCUCUCUUUUGUUGAUGCCUCUUACUCUUCUUCUGUCACUCCUAAGAUGCUGGUGAACCUUGUGGCUGAGAACAAAGCCAUAUCUUUUAAUGGAUGCGCUGCCCAGUUCUACUUCUUUGGCUCCUUUUUGGGGACUGAAUGCUUUCUGUUGGCUAUGAUGGCAUAUGAUCGCUAUGCAGCCAUUUGGAACCCUCUGCUGUACUCAGUUCUCAUGUCUGGGAGAAUUUGUUUCUUGCUAGUAGCUAUGUCUUUCCUAGCAGGCUUUGGGAAUGCAGCCAUACACACAGGAAUGACUUUCAGAUUGUCCUUUUGUGGCUCUAACAGGAUCAACCACUUCUACUGUGACACCCCACCCCUGCUCAAGCUGUCUUGCUCUGACACUCGCAUCAAUGGCAUUGUGAUCAUGGUUUUCUCCAGUUUUAAUGUCAUCACUUGUGUUAUGGUUGUUCUCAUUUCUUACCUGUGUAUCCUCAUUGCCAUCUUGAGGAUUCCCUCUUUAGAGGGCAGGCACAAAGCCUUCUCCACCUGUGCCUCCCACCUCAUGGCUGUCACCAUAUUUUUUGGGACAAUUCUCUUCAUGUACUUGCGCCCUACAUCUAGCUAUUCAAUGGAACAGGACAAGAUUGUCUCUGUCUUUUAUACAGUAGUGAUUCCUAUGUUAAACCCCUCAUCUACAGUUUGA